AUGUCUGCAAACAUGGCCAGCACCAACACGCGCCGGUCGACGCUGGCGGCUAUCGACCCUAAUCAGAACAAUGGUCACAUCUCAUCCGCCCUUCCCGUUCCUUCCUCUGCAGUCAAGUCGGUAAAAACACUCUCUAGUGGCGCCUUCCAGCCUCGCGCCUCCAUGAUCCCACAACAGUCCAACCCUGCUCGUCAAGUCAGUGCGACGAGCGCCCAUGCUCUGGGGCAGCAGCAGAACGCAUCGCAGCAUUCGGGUCCUGUACACUCGGCGUCCCAGAGUGCACGUCGAGGUGAUUCCGGAAUGUACGCAAGCAGGCAGAGUGUCGCCUCGGCCGGCCGUCAAAGUGUCGCAGUAGCUGCAACCCCGAACUCGAGAAGAUCCAUGGUUGGCAGGUUGUCCAUCGCUCCAGGAAAUAUCGGCAACACGGGCGGAUCCGUCGUCAGGGAAACCCGGCCCAUCAAGGAUAAGCACUACAAGACACGCAUGGGUCUCACUGUCAAGGAACAUCUCGAGCGUACCGGCUUCACCAUGUCCGGCUGGGAUGCCAAUAAGGGUGUCCACGAGCCCACCCAGUCUGCCUUCGUCGGCAUGUUCAAGCACAUCUACGCCACCUGCAUCGACACCAAUUUCGUCAUGGGCGCGGACGGCAAAAAGUUUGAAGACGAGGUCUUGACCUUGAUGAAGGAAAUCAAAUACCCCGCCGCCGACGAGCUCAGCAAGACCAAACUGACUGCUGCCGGAAGUCAGAGCCACUGGCCCUACUGUCUUGCUAUGCUCGAGUGGAUGGUCAACAUCGGGAAUCAGGCAGAAACCAUCGGAACUGGCCCUCGAUCACGACCGGAUGAGAUUGAUGACCUUCAGUCUCUCUUCUUCCCUUACCUGUGGGACUGCUACGACCGCUUCUGGCAGAACGAGGACACCUACCCAGAGGAACAUGCCAAACUCGGUGUGCGUUUCGAGGACAAGAACGCUGCGAUAGAGCGCCAACUCAGCGAGCUGCAGCAAGAGCAUCGCAAGCUCGAGGCAGAGUUGGCCGACUAUCUCAACAAUGAUUCGCCGCUCAAGAUCGAGAGCAGCGAAAACGACAUGCUCGCCAAGGACAUUUCUAAAUUCCACAAGUACUACGACGAAGUUCUCGUCCCCAAGCUCGACAAGACCAAGAAAGCCAUCGAGAGGCUCGUCAAAGAGAUUGCGCUCACAGAAAAAGAGAUUGACGACAAGAAUCAGCGCAGACUCGAUCUGCAAGAGCAGGUCAACGCGCAGGAAAUGUCGGCAGAGGAGUACGAGAGGAUGCUGGCAGAGAGGAACCGUCUCAGCAAGCGACUCGAAGUAUUGGGCGAGCAAAACAAGAAAGCUGCCGGUGAUGGAUGGGGACUCGAGAUUGCCAUUGCAAAGAAGCAGGCCGAUACGGAGGACCGCAUCUCAAAGUUCAACCCCUUGGCGCGCUCAAUCUCGCUGCUACCUUUCAAGCUGGCUUCCGGAAGCGUAGUAGAAGAGCUCGAGUUGACGCCUUCCAACCCGUCGACCAUGCUGCAACCGGGUGUCGAAAUCAAGGGAUCCUUCCGUCGACGAAUCGAAGCGCUGCGAUCACAGGAGGCCGAAAAGUACCGUCACGCGUCCAAGAAGCGACUGACGAUGCAGGAGGAAUACGAAAAGCUGCAAGAGGCGCUUUCGGAACAAGAGACGCAGCUAGCCUCGGACCGAGAGAGAUGCGAAGCGCUGUCGAGGCAGGCUGCCGAGUACGAGAAGAGCUGCAAGACCGUACAGGAACGCUACAAGGCCGACGAGGGCAAGCUGGAAAGGUCGACUUACGAGACCGAAGCAUCUGGCAGCGUGCAUCUGCAACAGGCUGAAUCUCGACUGACCAGCCUGCAACUCACGGCCGAACACAAGGAAGACGAGUGGAACCAGCAACGCUCGCGAAUGGACGAAGACAUGCUCAACUUUGUCGUGCUGCUCAGCAAGAUGAAGGGGGAUGUUACCGGCCAACUUCGCGAGAUCCAAGCCGCCGUGGCUCUCAAGAGUCGCGACGAUUGA
This is a messenger RNA of Sporisorium graminicola, 2037 nucleotides long. RefSeq lists its product as uncharacterized. The record is from RefSeq and is a predicted model, not a curated record. The transcript has a single exon. Lineage: Eukaryota; Fungi; Basidiomycota; Ustilaginomycetes; Ustilaginales; Ustilaginaceae. Gene Ontology annotation, cellular component: Ndc80 complex. Gene Ontology annotation, biological process: attachment of mitotic spindle microtubules to kinetochore. The coding region runs from base 1 to 2037 and encodes 678 amino acids.